CAUCAUGACGCUGCAAUGGACACGUCACUUAGCCCCGCCCCCGCCCCCCCCCCUCCUCGCUGCGAGUGCGAGCGCGAGAGCGGAUAUAAGAGUGACGCAACCCGGAGCAGCUCAGCUCCCACGCGCACCGGGUCCGCUCUCACACGCACUUCGGACGCACUUCGGACGGACGGGACCGAUUCGUCGUCUCCGCUUUCGUCGCCGGUGAGCCUCCGACAGCUCGACCGCACGGUGAUGCUGCACAACUCUCGUCCGACGCUGGCCGACAUCAGCUGCUCGGCCCUGGUUCCGCGCCUGUCCCCGCCGGGCUCGCUGUCGCUGGACGACUUGAGCCACUUGGCGCCCGCCACCACCGACGAGCUUAGCCUCGCCGUCCGGACCGACGUCAGCUCGGACGGCGCCAGCUCCUGCUCGGACCUCGGCGUCGGAGGGAAGACGCAUGCUGAGUUAGAAAGGAGGAAGCGACGGAGGGAGAACAACAAGGCCGCUGCCGCCAAAUGCCGCAAAAAGAAGAAGGACAGGGCGGAAUAUUUGCUGCAGGAGUCGGAGAAGCUGGAGAGCGUCAACAUCAACCUGAAGGCUCAGAUCAAAGCUCUGAACCAGCAGAAGCAGCACCUGUCCUACAUGCUCAACCAGCACCGGCCCACCUGCAUCGUCCACGCCCAGAACGGACGAACCCCCGACGACGACACCGACCUCUUCGUGCGCCACCUCCAGGAGAGCCAAAGCUCCAUCUUCGCCCUCCGGGACAGCGCCAGCUCCAUCUUCGACCCCCCGGAACUGGACCCCGCCGGUGGGCUCCUGAGCCUGGACCACGUCCAGUGUUCGGUUUCCAUGUGACGAGACGCUGCACCAUGGAAUUCUGUGAAUUUUGACUUCUUUGUUUGAACUUUCCAUGGGAAUUUAUGGGACGAAAGCAGGAAUUUACACAUUGAAUGUUGGCUCUUAAUUGGGAAAUUAAAUAUACAGUAGUUGGGGAAAUUUUCACAUAAUCUUGACUAAUAUAACCAGAUCACAUGCAAUUACAGUGGUACCUUGAUUUGCGAGUUCCCAGACAAACUGAGUUACAAGCCACUUGGGGGAAGUGAAAAAAAGAUGUAAGGUAUUGUAAUGCCCUUGCAUGUGGGCAAGGGGAGCUACCCGUUUUCGGUAGAUCUUGCUGGCUUGACUAUAAAAUAAUAUCUGGUAUUGAUUCCCAGAGAAGAAAUUCAGGUGUUACAGCAGGAAAAAAAAAUCGAAAGUAGAUCAAAUAUUUCUUUAAAAAAACUAAAAAAACGGUAGGUGGCAUGAAAACACUCGUGCAGCGCCUCUCCUGUGUCUUUUGACCAAACUUUCGCAGUUCCUAUGUUGGCCACCAGGUGGUCACAACUGGAAUAUUCAUUCAUUCAUUCAUCUUCCGUUCCGCUUCUCCUCACUAGGGUCGUGGGCGUGCUGGAGCCUUUCCCAGUUAUCUUCGGGCUAGAGGCGGGAUACACCCCAAACUGGUCGCCAGCCAAUCGCAGGGCACAUUUAAACAAACAACCAGUCACACACACAUUCACACCUACGGGCAAUUUGGCGUCGUCAAUUAACCUAGCAUGCACGUUUUUGGGAUGUGGGAGGAAACCGGAGUGCCCGGAGAAAACCCACGCAGGCACGGGGAGAACAUGCAAACUCCACACAGGCGGGGCUGGGGAUUGAACCCCGGUCCUCAGAACCGUGAGGCAGAUGUGCUAACCAGUCGACACCGUGCUGCCCAAUUGGAAUAUGAUACCCACAAUUCCCAUGGAAAGUUUCCCCAUUUAGAAAAUUUCCAAAAUUAUUCAUCUCAACUUCCAUCUUGCCAUGGAAAUUUCUAGAAGCACCACAAGAAUUAAAAUAUUUAUCUGUGAGGUACUGAGGGUCAGCGCUGCUAAGUGGGGCAGAGGAUGGCGGACCCCUCACCCAACAAUCCAAAGCUGCUGAUUGGACAAAUUCAACGGCAUCACAAACUUGACUUUCAAUUGUUUUUUUUAAAGUUAUGUAGUGCCAUGUCCACUAAAUGGCACUUUGACUGUUGUACCACUACUUCCUGCUCAGCAAUGCACAAAGAAGCUGAGCGAGAAUUUAUUACUUUUUUUUUUUUACAUUUAUUUAAAGAAACGGUUAACUCAAUACCGUCUGCUACUGAAUAUGCUGCUAAUUGCUAGUUCUAGCCACUCAGGACCUUACAAGUUGCGUCCCGAGUGUGUCGUAAUGAUUCCGACACCAUAAAACUCGACGCGAGUGAUGUCGUCAUUCUCCUAGCAUACGAGCUAACGGCUACUCUUGUUGAUGUGUCGACAAAAUGUUUUUGAUGUGUCUGUAAUAUGUCUACAUUUCUAUAUUCAUGCGUGUGUGUUUCUGGGUUUCACCUCACAAGUUGUGUGUGUGUGUGGUAAAGCUACACAAAUAUUAUUUUAUACUUCUUACUUUUAUACGUUUGGUCAUGUGACCAUUAGAGCUUUGAGCCAAAAUGUUCCAACAUGUAGCAGGUCAGAGACCAGCAUGUUUGUGUGUUUUUUUUAAACGUUGGUUAAUAAAAUGUUGUACGAUAAA
Phyllopteryx taeniolatus (common seadragon) is the source of this 2556-nucleotide messenger RNA. It is a transcript of the gene atf3, whose product is annotated as activating transcription factor 3. The record is from RefSeq and is a predicted model, not a curated record. Gene Ontology annotation, cellular component: nucleus. The transcript has 4 exons. NCBI's taxonomy places the organism in Eukaryota, Metazoa, Chordata, Actinopteri, Syngnathiformes, Syngnathidae. Bases 16 to 840 code for a protein of 274 amino acids. Gene Ontology annotation, biological process: regulation of transcription by RNA polymerase II. Gene Ontology annotation, molecular function: RNA polymerase II cis-regulatory region sequence-specific DNA binding; DNA-binding transcription factor activity, RNA polymerase II-specific.